Messenger RNA from Paramormyrops kingsleyae, 2221 nucleotides. It is a transcript of the gene ciapin1, whose product is annotated as cytokine induced apoptosis inhibitor 1. Gene Ontology annotation, cellular component: cytoplasm. Gene Ontology annotation, biological process: iron-sulfur cluster assembly. The record is from RefSeq and is a predicted model, not a curated record. Gene Ontology annotation, molecular function: iron-sulfur cluster binding. Lineage: Eukaryota; Metazoa; Chordata; Actinopteri; Osteoglossiformes; Mormyridae.
CAUCACUAUGAGACAGUGUGAUACCAUCACGGUGCGGUGCUGCUGUACUGAGUUCGGUGGAGCGGUGUCGUCCCCAUUCUCAACGGAUAUUUUUGAGUCCAACAGUCUAUACACGCUUGUUACUACGCAAGGAGCUCAUGGCAGACCUGGGGCUGCAAGCUGGGGACCGGGUGCUGCUGCUAUGGAGUCACCCUUCCCCCCCAGCUGCUCUGAAGGAGCUGGCGGAGGUUGUGGGGGCUGCAGUGGGCAGCCAAGUCCUGGUGUCAAUGGAAAAUGUGGAGAGACUACUGCUGUCGUCCCAUGCAGAAUCCACCUAUGACUGGGUGCUGUCUGGCCUGGCGCCAGACAGCGCCCUGGUACACAGCCCUGAGAUGCUGGCAGAGGUGGCACGGGUGAUGAAGCCUGGCGGGAAGAUGGUACUGGAGGAGCCAAUCACAGAAGCAGAGGGCAGAGCCCUGAGAACCCUGUCGAAGCUGCAGUCAGCUCUGAAGCUGUCAGGCAUGGUGUCAGUCACGCAGGUAAGCUCAGGCUUGCUGAGUGCUGCCGCAGCCACUGCCCUGGGGAAGGCCGCCGUCUUGGAGGGCGUCACGGUGAUGAGUGUGCGCUUGUCCGCCUGCAAGCCGGACUUCGAGGUUGGCUCCUCCAGCCAGCUCAAGCUUUCCUUUGCCAAGAAGACGUCCAUACCAGAGAAACCAGAGCUUGACCCCACUGCUGCUAAGAGGUGGACUCUGUCUGCUAACGACAUGGACGACGAGGAUGUGGACCUCUUGGAUUCGGAUACAUUCCUUGAUGCCGAUGACCUGAAGAAGCCUGAUCCUGCUUCCCUGAAGGCCCCAACUUGUGGGGAUGGAGCCACCAAGAAGAAGGCCUGCAAGAACUGCACAUGUGGCCUGGCAGAGGAGCUGGAGCAGGAGAGCGUGAAGGCAAAGAAAAACAACCAGCCCAAGUCAGCCUGCGGAAGCUGUUACCUAGGCGAUGCCUUCCGCUGUGCCAGCUGCCCUUACAUGGGGAUGCCCGCUUUCAAACCCGGGGAGAAGAUCCUCCUGGACAACACUCGCCUCAGUGAUGCUUAGCCGUACACACUGUGUUCACCUCCCCCCCUCCCCCCAAAAAAUGAAUGAAAUCACUAGAAAUAAAGAAACAAUGAGUCCUCCAGAGUUGUUGUUUUUAAUUGAAACACAAGUACAGAAUUAGGUGACAGUAUGUGAGCUGUUUAUGAUGUUGAAAUGGAGUCAUGGGUCGCUAGUUACUGAAUACUGCAUUCUGAUAUCCCCGAUGCUGGGCUCAAAGGUCAGAUUGUAGCUGACUGCAGCCUGUCCAUCCCCAACAGUGUCUCUGGGCGAGCUGAAGAAAUAUACCCCCUGUUUUUGGUGGGGGCUCCACUGGCAGACACCCUGUGGAGGAGGAGGGGGCAGAGUCAGACUUACUCCGAACGUGUUUAUAAACAUUCUGAACAAGGUGGUGGCUCACGGCAUGGUGAUGUCACAUGUACCUGCUCACUGACCGGCCUAAUCAGGCCCAUGCUUGCCGUGAUGUCAUCGGUCAGCUGGUAUUCGAUCCACAGAACCACACCAUGGCAACGGCCACUCCUGCAAAGCAACAUCAGGGCGGGAAUGACCUUUCUUCUGUCCCAGUUCUGGUGUGUGCAUGGAAUAUUAUUUAGCACUAUAUAACGUAGAAUAUAAGUAUUAUGAUAUUAAGUAUGCCAAAUAUCCAUAAUGUAAUCAAUUGAGUAUGUAUUUGCACCUUGUAUUGGCCUAAGAGUUUUGUUAGCUACUGUGUUAGUCCUCAAUCUAUGAAUAUCCACUUUUAUUAGUGUAUAUUUUAUCACUAUGUCAAAGGGCAAAUAUAUUAUCAACCCUCUAGUUAGUCGAUGUGCAAAAGCCUGAAGCUGCCAAGGUUUACUACUAAAGGAAGGGAUUCGCCUGAGUUCACCAGAAGUUCACAACUGAGCAUUUUUUAAAAAUCAAGUGGAGAUGGUUGCGUCACCAUUAUGUUCCGCCGAGGGACCAAAUAGUAAAAGAAAUGGACAAACAUCACCUAGGGGUGUGGAUUAAGGGAAAAAACAAUGAUUGUGAAUGAUGAUGCUCAAGUGACGAGAUAUAAUUGAAUAAGGACUUGUAUAAAAAUUGGUGUAAAACAGUAUUGGACACACUCCUGCAGAUUGUCCAGCCUUGGUUGUAACCUCGCUGUUGCAAUAAAGACUGAAUCUGAAGAUCUA